AUGCUACAGAGAGUUUCUAUUAAGAGAGCAAAAAGUUUGCAACUCUAAGCAAAAGAAGAAAGAAGAAAUGGCUUCCUCAAUGAUCUCUUCAGCCACCGUGGCCACCGUGAACCGCGCCAGCCCGGCUCAGGCCUCCAUGGUUGCCCCCUUCAAUGGCCUCAAGUCUACCUCAGCUUUCCCAGUUACCAGAAAGACCAAUGACAUUACUUCCGUCUCCAACAAUGGCGGAAGAGUCCAAUGCAUGCAGGUGUGGCCACCACUUGGAAAGAAGAAGUUCGAGACCCUUUCUUACCUUCCACCACUCACUGAAGAGUCUUUGUUGAAGGAAAUCGCUUACCUGCUCCGCCAGGGAUGGGUUCCCUGCUUGGAAUUCGAGUUGGAGCACGGAUUCGUCUACCGUGAGAACCACAGGUCUCCAGGAUACUAUGAUGGACGCUACUGGGUGAUGUGGAAGUUGCCCAUGUUCGGAUGCACAGAUCCGGCACAAGUGGCCAAGGAGCUCCAGGAAUGCAAGAAGGCAUACCCCAAUGCCUUUAUCCGAAUCAUUGGAUUCGACAACAAGCGUCAAGUGCAGUGCAUCAGUUUCAUUGCCUACAAGCCACCAGGCGUCUAAAUUUAUUUCUUUCUUAUGAUUAUUAUGUGCCCUUCGUUCAUGAGGGUCGGUUUGUUUCUUUAAACUGUACUUAGGCUGUUUCUGAACACUACUUUUUUUUUUUUUUUUGCUGUUUUCCGUUUUGUUUUUGGAGAUAUUUCUUUCCCUUUCUUUUCAAUUUCUGGUCCGGAUUCCGAUGGAAUGGGUGAGAAUUGUUGAAUAAAAGGUAGUUUCUUGCCAACUCUAUUUCUGUAUGAA
This is a messenger RNA of Pistacia vera, 850 nucleotides long. Its product is annotated as ribulose bisphosphate carboxylase small chain, chloroplastic-like. NCBI's taxonomy places the organism in Eukaryota, Viridiplantae, Streptophyta, Magnoliopsida, Sapindales, Anacardiaceae. The transcript is spliced from 3 exons. The coding region runs from base 68 to 613 and encodes 181 amino acids. The record is from RefSeq and is a predicted model, not a curated record.